GUUGAGACCCAGCUGACUAGGUGAGGCGAGUUAACUCAUCAACUGGUCUAAUUGAUUAAUUAAGUGCAAAGUAAAAACCAGCAGACCCUGUCGCUCUCCGAGACCAGGGUUGGAGACCACUGGUCAAACAGAAUUGGAGAAACUACCAACCACUGUGCUUUGAUAUUUCCGAAAAGUCACUUCACCUACCUCUAGUGUGUAAGGGGUUUGCUUAAUUUGCAUGUGAGAUUAGCCCUACAUGAAUGUUGCUUGUUAACUAUGAAUUCCGUUGAAUUCAGAACGGAUUCUGAACACACAGGGUCUAAUUUGAGAAAUCUAGAGCCGGAUUUACGUCCCCUUUCCAAAGGGCAUGGCUGCACCUGUUCUCCUGCUAGUUUUCAUCUGUUCUGCUAACUUUGUGUCGGAAGUAUCUUCUGAUGGCCCUGUGACGUUAGACUGCCCGUCGGCGAGCGCCGGGGUCUACGGGCGGGACGUGCGGAUCCGCUGCGCCGUGACCCCGGGCUCCGGGGUGCACGUGUUCCGGGCGGAGUGGAAGAGGGUGCGCCCCGGCGCCCCCGUUUCGGCCGUCUCCGUUUUCGGGGCCGCGGGGGGCAGCGGGCCCCGCUUUCGGUCGGGCUGGGACCGGAGCAGCAUGGAGGUGUGGCUGCAGGUGCAGAGAGUUCGGCUGGCUGACGAGGGGCACUACACCUGUCUGGUGGUGACCGACCGCGGCUCCGCUGUGCGCGGCACCAGCCUGAAAGUUACAGCCAGGUACUCGGAGCCCACUGUCUGGUCCAUCCCCGCGAGGAACAUUGAGGACAACAUGGAGGUGACCAUGUUCUGCCGGGCUCUGGGUGGGUUCCCCCGCGGGACGGUCCACUGGUUUGACCAGUACGGCACCAACUGGACCCGCAGCACCAGGACGGACGCGUGGAUCAGGGAGGAUGGGCGCUUUGACCUGACCAGCGAGUUUGACGUGUGGAGAGUGUCCUCCAUCUCCCCUGGUUACAGCUGCCGCGUGAUUGGCUGGGACGGACGCGGCCAGGGAGAAGCCGAGAUUAAUCUCGCGUUCCGCGACCCCGAGAAACGGGUCCAGCGCUGGAGCAACAACUCGAUAGCGGCCGUCAUCGUGGUGGCGGGCUCUCUGGCCACGGGACUGCUUCUCCUGCCGCUGCUGCAGAGGAGGAGACCACGCCAGGAGGUGUGCAUGGAAGGACAGGACAACGAAAAUCGGGAAGGUCCUGAAAAGGAGGAGGAGAAGACUUGUUAGAUCAUUAAUCAGGACCGUGAAGACUUUGGUCCAAUCACAAAAGCCGGCAUGGGACAUGUGACCACUUCAGUAAAUCCGUCUGACCAAUGACGGCGGCAGCUGCAAACACGUGACUUCAGGUCCUGCAUCUCUUCGUCAGUGGAUGUAUGGACACACUCGGGAAACCAGAAAAGGACCAGUUCUAGCACCGGGAGUACGACCAAACAAAUCCACUGAGCUACCCAGCACUGUGGAAUAUGAGUAUAUAUUUUCCCAUCUCAAACUGCUUUAUUGCAGAAUUGAAUAAAACUUUAUAUCAAUAUGAAA
Conger conger (European conger) is the source of this 1555-nucleotide messenger RNA. Its product is annotated as CD276 antigen-like. Bases 350 to 1249 code for a protein of 299 amino acids. The record is from RefSeq and is a predicted model, not a curated record. Lineage: Eukaryota; Metazoa; Chordata; Actinopteri; Anguilliformes; Congridae. The transcript is spliced from 7 exons.